UGUCCUGCGUGCACUAAUUAAGUUUCUAGAAGUCCCGUUUUGAAUGCAAGAGAGUGCCAGCCCUCUGACCAGGUGAGAAGAGGAGACUUGCCUACUAAAGUCAAAAGAGAAAAGUUUAUUGCAAACCACCAUGGCAACAAGCUCGAUUUUAUUUCGCUGUUAUAAAGCAAAAACCUUGUAUGGAUUGGAGGUACAAGUUGAAAAAGACUAUUGUUAAGCAAGGGAUCAUUGGCAACCUUGAGAACUAUACACUGGAAACAGAUGGAAAGUUGAAAGAGAAAAUUGACUACUUUUAUAAGGGUUAUAAUAACUCUAUUAAUUAUAAGUAAAUGGAUGGAGUUUAAAGAGGAAGCUCAGUCCCAAACUAAUAAAGAACACAAAACUAAAUGGAAGGAGAUAUCCAAACUAGUUAAAGAUGACCUAGCCAUUGACUGAUUUAAACCAAGUAAUUCACACAAGAAGAAAAAGGAAAAUAAGAGACUCAAUAAAUACUCAAAGAACCGGAAUAAGAAUUUGUUACGGGAUAAGUCCGAUACUGAAAAAUUAGUGAAUUUCAGUAAUAGAAAGUUCACUUCAGAGCUUAGAGGUUUGGACCAGUUUAAAGCAAUGAACACAAUGCCACUCAAUACUACAAGUAUGCAGAAGAAGGCAUAUUCGGAAGAGCAAGAUUCUCGCACUCCUCCUCCACCUAAAAUUUUAAGCUCUCCCCAAAAUACUAAGAUUCUUAAAUCUACCCUUGUUCCUAUUGAUGCAAAAUAAAGCAAUUUUUAAUUUCAAAAAUCAAGUGUCUACAAAGGAAUUCGCAAUGACACCUCCGAGUGUCAACCUGAACCCUAUCAAAGAUGAAGAAAGGGGAGUCAGCUUAAGGAAAGAGCCUUCAUUUAAAAUUAGAAAAAAACGCAGACUGCUUAGGACUCGAUUCAAAGGGUUUACCACUCAAAACCCAUUUUUGGAUAAAGUGAUAAAAAAGCAGAGGGACAAAAGUAGACCUCCCAGGAGUUCAAAGCGAGCACAAAAAAGCAUGAAGAUCAAUAUUAGCAAAGAGCCCGAUGAUAAUGCAAUUGAUCUUCCUUUAAAAACCAAAAGAAAUAGGGUUUUUAGUGCUGACAUUAAGGAAAUCAAGGAUGACAGUUUUCUGUUUCCUCCAAAAGUGGUUAAUGACAGUGAUGAAAUUAAACCUAAAGUAAGAAGAUCAUUCCAAAAUAAGCUGCAGAACCAAACGCCUAAUAUAACUAGUCCAGACAAAGAGAUAUAUCCUGAUCUUCCUGAUGCUAGAGGAACUUCAAUUUUGGAUCCUUCUGAGUUACAAUCUUUCUUAGAAUCAAGCCUUGCUGAAGACAAGUCAUUACUAUUGCAGAGACCCUCUAGAAUCUUGUCUCCAAAGCCAAGGAUCAACACGAAUUUAAUUAGAAUGAAAAGGACUAAAAGAUUAACAAAAGCAUCUCCUUUCAAGCCAUACCUUCUAUAAACAUUUGAACGGAAGUGAC
Moneuplotes crassus is the source of this 1487-nucleotide messenger RNA. NCBI's taxonomy places the organism in Eukaryota, Ciliophora, Spirotrichea, Euplotida, Euplotidae. The record is from the annotation of a GenBank genome assembly.